This is a messenger RNA of Empidonax traillii (willow flycatcher), 1424 nucleotides long. RefSeq names its product leucine rich repeat containing 55 (gene LRRC55). Gene Ontology annotation, molecular function: transmembrane transporter binding; voltage-gated potassium channel activity; potassium channel activator activity. Bases 192 to 1034 code for a protein of 280 amino acids. The transcript has 2 exons. The record is from RefSeq and is a predicted model, not a curated record. Lineage: Eukaryota; Metazoa; Chordata; Aves; Passeriformes; Tyrannidae. Gene Ontology annotation, cellular component: voltage-gated potassium channel complex.
AGGCAACUGGUGACGGCCCCGCCGGUGCCCCUGGCGAGGUUCGCGUGCCCAACGGAUGCCACCAGGAUGGCGGGAGCAUUGCUGUGACCGCUGCCAACCGGGCCCCGCGACCGGCCACCAGCAGAGCCGUCGGCGUGAGCGGGCGGGCAGGAUGGCCUCCGGCGCCCCGUGAGCGCUGGGGCCACGAGGCCAUGCUGCUGGGCCCCUGGCUGGUGGCGGCGGCGGUGGUGGCGGCGGCUGGCGCGGGCUGCCCGGUGCUGUGCAGCUGCCGCGGGCAGGCGGUGGACUGCAGUGGGCAGCGGCUCUUCUCCGUGCCCCCCGAGCUGCCGCUGGACACUGGGAACCUGAGCCUGGCGCACAACCACAUCACCAGCAUCCCGCCGGGGUACCUGGGCUGCUACGGGCAGCUGCGCGCCCUCGACCUGCGCAACAACUCGCUGGCGGCGCUGCCGGUCGGGCUGUUCCGCGGUGCCCGGCGCCUGGCGCACCUGGACCUCAGCUACAACAACUUCAGCCUGGUGCCCGCCGACAUGUUCCGCGAGGCCAGUGGACUCCUGCGCCUCGACCUCAGCCACAACCCGGGGCUGCGCCGCGUCCACCCCCAGGCCUUCCGCGGGCUGGCCCAGCUGCGCGAGCUUGACCUGAGCUACGGUGGGCUGGCAGCCAUCAGCCUUGAUGCCCUCGAGGGGCUGCCCGGGCUGGUGGGGCUGCGCCUGGGGGGCAACCCCUGGCUCUGCGGCUGCUCCAUGGAACCCCUCCUCAAGUGGCUGCGGGGCCGCAUCCAGCGCUGCGCCUCGGAUUCGCAGCAGGCCGAGUGCUGGGCCCCCCCUGAGGUGGCGGGGGCCCCCCUGCUCUCGCUGACGGAGGAGAGUUUCCAGGCCUGCCACCUCACGCUGACGCUGGACGACUAUCUCUUCAUCGCCUUCGUCGGCUUCGUCGUCUCCAUCGCCUCGGUGGCCACCAACUUCCUGCUGGGCAUCACGGCCAACUGCUGCCACCGCUGGAGCAAGGCCAGCGAGGAUGAGGAUGUCUAGGUACCACUGCCGCCUCCGCCACCGAUGGACCCCCGCCCUGGCCACCCCCCGACCCGGCCACCCCCGCAGGGACACCGGACUGUGCCUUGUCCUCGUCCCCUCCUGCCACCCCCUGCGCCAGGGUGGCCCUUGAGACACCGGGGACACCAGGGGACAGACCUGCUUCCUUUUGCCCUAAAAUGGGGAGGUUUUACCCCCCCGCCCCAUCACCGUGAGCUUGGACCCCCUCCUGUUCCCACUGCCCAGGACUGAUGGAGACAGUGGCUUGGGGGUCCCAAGGAAGCAACUCCCCAGCUCUGCCUGGGAGAGACCAGAACACCCCAGAAGCUGUGUGUGCCUGGGGAGGCUGAGGAAGUCCCUGCUUGCAGCCCCAAAGCAGCACUGCCGGAG